Messenger RNA from Pararge aegeria (speckled wood butterfly), 1890 nucleotides. It is a transcript of the gene CAH9, whose product is annotated as carbonic anhydrase 7. Bases 89 to 1048 code for a protein of 319 amino acids. Lineage: Eukaryota; Metazoa; Arthropoda; Insecta; Lepidoptera; Nymphalidae. The record is from RefSeq and is a predicted model, not a curated record. Gene Ontology annotation, cellular component: cytoplasm. Gene Ontology annotation, molecular function: zinc ion binding; carbonate dehydratase activity. The transcript has 5 exons.
GCUGCGAGGAAGGAAGCAUCCAGUGAAGUUUGACAUAGUAAAGAACCCCCUUUAAAAAAAAACAAAUUAAAUCAAGUGCAAAAAAAAAAUGAAAUCUGUCAUCCAGGCUGUCAUCGCCAUUUUGGCGGUAAAUGUAUCGUCGGCUCUUGGAUGGGGCUACCGAGCGUCUGACCAGCGUCGCUGGGCGGUGCUGCACCCGGCGUGUGGGGGGCGGCAGCAGUCCCCCAUCGCGAUCGCCGCCAGGCAAGCCAUCCCGAUCUCCAUUCCCGCCAUGGAGCUCAUUGGCUACCAGAACCCCCUGCCUGGACCGCUAACUACCACAAACAAUGGCCACUCAGUGGCGCUCACCAUCCCAAAAUACUCAUCUGAAGAGGAAAAGAAAGGUUUCCGCCUGCCCUACAUCUUCGGCGGGCCGCUGGACAACGAGUAUGAAAUAGAAGGGCUGCACUUCCACUGGGGGGACAAGAACAACAGAGGUUCCGAGCACACCCUCAACGACAUGCGGCUCCCUCUGGAGAUGCACAUAAUCCACAGGAACAAGAAGUACAGGAGCCUGGCUGAGGCUCUCCAGCAUCCGGAUGGUCUUUGUGUGCUUGCCUUCUUCUACCAGGUGGUGGAGUUCGACGCAAAGCUGUUGACUCCCAUCGUCAAGAACCUGUCUGCCAUCGAGAACUACAACACCACCAUGCAGCUGCCGCACACCUUCUCGCUGUCGUCCAUCCUGGCGGGGCUGGACACGGAGCGGUUCUACACGUACAAGGGCUCGCUGACCACGCCGCCUUGCGCGGAGGCAGUCACGUGGGUCGUGUUCUCAGACUACCUUCCCAUCUCUGUUUUCCAGAUGGACAACUUCCGCGGUCUGCUCUCUAACCUGAACCUACCACUCGUGGACAACUUCAGACAGCUUCAACCGCUCUUCGGCCGGCGUAUCUUCGUCAGAAUAACCUCAAAGAACCCUAAAUUCAAGAAAACUAAACUUCACUACUCAAAAUGGGACUGGGUUGGACACAAGAAGACUGAGAACGACAUCGCAGAAUUCGACGACUAAAGCUAAACCAUAAUUCCUAAUGAACUAAUCUUGUAACUAAAUUUAGCACUCUACGGGUAUUAAUUAUGUUUAAUCACCAAAUAUUGGACUUUAAAAGUACCUAACCAAUUCUUGUACUCGAAUGUAGACUAUAACAAAACAAGUCAUUUAUUUUAUAAACUGGACUAAAGCUCAAAAAAUUUUUAGUCAUGUCAAAAAUUGUAAUUUAGUUAUAUUACUAAAUAAUUGUAAUAAGUAUUAAGUAUGUUGCUCACGAAACUUAAAUUUUAACUAGAUUGUUAAGUUUGAGCUAAAACCAAUCUCAAAUUGAUGAAAAGAAAGAGAUGAACAUGUUCAGUAGGUCACUCGGAUAGGUUUAUUUACGGGGCUCGGAGAUGGUUAAAUUAAACAAGCUUGUAUUUUGCUGAGGUUGCACAAGCAUGCAAGGUUGUGCCAAUUGUUAUAUCUACCUUGUUGCAAACACAAACAAUAUAACGUCAUAAAGUCCGUAUGGCAAAAAAAAAUCUGCUUGAUAAUUUAGGCAACCAUGAAGGUUAGCCUUAAUCAUCAAGCAAAUAUUAAGAAAUAUGAAAAAUCUAUGCGCUUGGUUGAAGCAGCUUAACCAUCUCCUUAAAACAGGACUAAAAUUAGUCUCCAGGCCCUGUGUGAAGGAUUCAAGCUAUGUUUUACUAAUAAGAAAGUUUGAGUAGUUUUAAAUCACAUUAAGUUUUAGUUUCGUGUGCAACAUAAUAAGUAUAAUAUCUACUUGUUUAAUGGUUGUGUGCACUGUAUCAUAUUGAAUAUUAUGUGUGCAGAUAAGUAUUAUUUUGUGUAAGUGAUUAAUAAUACAAUGUAAAUAAAUA